Drosophila erecta is the source of this 2555-nucleotide messenger RNA. It is a transcript of the gene Bx, whose product is annotated as LIM/homeobox protein Lhx2. The coding region runs from base 793 to 1734 and encodes 313 amino acids. Gene Ontology annotation, cellular component: nucleus. Gene Ontology annotation, molecular function: DNA-binding transcription factor binding; transcription coactivator activity. The transcript is spliced from 4 exons. Gene Ontology annotation, biological process: positive regulation of transcription by RNA polymerase II. NCBI's taxonomy places the organism in Eukaryota, Metazoa, Arthropoda, Insecta, Diptera, Drosophilidae. The record is from RefSeq and is a predicted model, not a curated record.
UCAUUCAUGCGGCAUUCGAAAAUUAACGGCAUUCGAAAAUUGUACUUCGGCGCUGGCGGUUGUGCGCGCGUGCGAUAAACAGAAGAAGAAGAAGAAGGAAAAGAAGACGACGACGACGAAGGAAGACGCAAAAGUAGCGGCCAGUAGCGAAAUCAUAACAAAGUCACGGAACACUGUUCAUUUUUUUUCCUGUGUACAUGCCACAAAAGGUACAAGAGAAACAACAGCCACAACAGCAACAACAACAACAGCAACAACGGCAGCAGCAACGGCUAAACACAAGUGCGAAAUAUGCAAAUUUAUGAGCUAACUAAUUGAGUCGAGUGUGCGUGCGUGUGCGUGUGUGUGUGUGUGCGUGUCUCGUGUGCGCACGUGUGUGUGUGUGACAGGUGUUUAUCUAUCCAUCGGUGAUCUUGCACCCACACCAAAUCACGAAUAACAAAUAACGAAUAGCGGUAAACGUGAAUACCAGUAGCCUGAUCUCUCGCGCUCUUUCUCGCCCGCCCCCACGCUCUCUCCAUCUCCCUCUGACACGCGUGUGGCGAGUUUUCGCAUUCAAUUAGCGCUAAAAUUGAAUAACAUAAACAAUAAGCAAAAACGCAUUCCUCUGUGCAGCAACAACAAUUGAAUAAUAACGACCGGACCGAGCCGACCGCAAAAGCAAAAGCUAAAUAAAUAAAUACACAGCAUACGCAAUUACAACAGCAACAGCAACAACAACAAGAGCCUUGUGCUUCCUGCGAUAGAGCAACAACAACAAACAGCAGGAACAACAACUCAAUUUCUGCAUAUAUGAUGACUAUGGACAUUACCAAAACCGAACCCGGACUCGUCGGGCUUUCCUCCAACCAACAGCAGCAGCAAUCGCAGCAAAGCAACGCCGGCAUGAACAGCGGUGGCCAGAACAACGGCCAGAACAAUCCCAAUGGCAAUGGGAACGUGGUCAAUGUGGUCAACUCCGGCGGUGCCGGUGGCGGUGGCGGCAACAAUGGCAACGGGAAUGUCCAGAGCAUCGCUGCCGCUGCCAACAAUAAUAACAAUAACAACAACAACGGCAGCCAAUUGUGCGCCGGUUGCGGCAAGCACAUCCAGGACCGGUACCUCCUCCGCGCCCUGGACAUGCUGUGGCACGAGGACUGCCUCAAGUGCGGCUGCUGCGACUGCCGCCUGGGCGAGGUGGGCUCCACGCUCUACACCAAGGGCAACCUGAUGCUCUGCAAGCGGGACUACUUGAGAUUGUUCGGCAACACGGGCUACUGCGCCGCCUGCAGCAAGGUGAUCCCGGCCUUCGAGAUGGUGAUGCGUGCCCGGACCAAUGUCUACCACCUGGAGUGCUUCGCCUGUCAACAGUGUAACCACAGAUUCUGCGUGGGCGACCGCUUCUACCUGUGCGAGAACAAGAUACUCUGCGAGUACGACUACGAGGAGCGCCUGGUCUUCGCCUCGAUGGCCAAUCAUCCGAUGCUGAAGCGACACGUCUCAUCCUUGGGCCAGGGCUCGCCGACGGGAGCGGCCGGGGCGCAGAAUACCGCUGGCGGAUUGCUGGGCGGCGGACCCGGAGGCGGCAGUGUGAAUGGCGUGGGCAUGGUCAAUGGACCGCGCACCCCUGGCGAUCACAACAACAACAACAAUGGCCCCCAGACGCCAACCGGCGGUGGAUCGCCGUUCGCAGCAGCUGCUGCUGCCGCCGCCGCCGCUGCCCAUAUGAAGAAUCAACUGGGAGCGUCCAGCUAAAAUAAAGCCUUGGGCAUGGGCGCCGCUGGGGCUGUUGUGACGGGAUCUGGAGUCGGCGCUGGAGUUGGAGUGGGAGUGGGAGUGGGAGCGGCGAGUCAGCAGUUCUACUCGGGCUUCGGGCUGCAGCAUCAGCACCAGCACCCGCACCAGCAUCAGCAUCAGCAGCAUCACCAACAGCAGCAGCAGCAGCAACAGCUCAUGGGAUUGGGCCUGGGCAUGGGCGGCGGCGUCGGCGUCGGCGUCGGCGUCGGCGGCGGUGGAGCAGCAGGAUCCGCCGGCGGACCAGGUGGAGGCGCAGGCGGUGGCGGAGGCGUUGGCAGCAUCGGAAGCGGCUGCAAGCGCUACCAAAGAAAGUUCUACAACCGCAACUGAGGGAUUCGACGGGGGAGAAAACGCUAGCGGAAAGGAUACAGAAAUCCAGAAUCGAUAUUCAAAUCUUCGUUUGCUUUGACUGAGUUCAAGUUUUAUAGUUUUAAAGGCCUAGUUUAGUUAGCCUACGCAAAAGUACUUGCUGAAUUUGCUGACAUUUUUGGAUCCUAACAUUUAAGAGACAAUAUGUUUACUUAGUUAUAUUCGAGAAUAGCCCCCUAUUUGUUUUUAAACCAUUUUUUUUUCUUUCCACUAAGACCUGUACAUAUUUUCCUUGUAAACUGUUGACUUAUUAGCGCGAUCCUUUUUUUUACAUACUCCACCAUAUAGAUAUAUUCGUAUUUAUCUACUCGUAUGUAUAUGCAUAAAUAAUUUUAUUUUCACGCUCGAAGCGUGCGGUGCCAAAACAAAUUCAAAGCAGUGCCAAAAAGUUAAAAAAUAAACGAAGGACU